Messenger RNA from Toxoplasma gondii ME49, 4674 nucleotides. RefSeq names its product ankyrin repeat-containing protein. Gene Ontology annotation, cellular component: cytoplasm. The coding region runs from base 1 to 4149 and encodes 1382 amino acids. The record is from RefSeq and is a predicted model, not a curated record. Gene Ontology annotation, molecular function: protein binding. The transcript is spliced from 8 exons. NCBI's taxonomy places the organism in Eukaryota, Apicomplexa, Conoidasida, Eucoccidiorida, Sarcocystidae.
AUGGAGAGCGAAAUCGCGCCGGCUCCUGCCGCCUUCAGUGGAGAAGACCUGGGUACGCGGGAGCUGCUGCCCGCGCGAGGGCGUUUGGGGAGUUCCGGCGACGAGUCUGUGCCUGCGUGUAUACCAGGCGAGGAGAGUUCGAUGGAGUCCGAGAUGGCGGCCUCGCAGCCGUCUCCGGCUCUGGAGCCAUUCGUGUCCACUUCGCCCAGCGCAUGCGUCGACCCAGUGCAGAGUUCCGGGGUCGCGAACGCAGGUGCAUGCGAAGAAGAAGGAGCAAUGGAGGAAGCUGACGAAGUCGGUGAGUCGCCUGUGGCUUUCGGGAACUUGGAAGAAGGAAUGCGAGAAGUGGAGCACGUAGCCAGUGAGUCGCUCGGCACCGCGGAUGUCGUGGCAGAGACCGCGCGCUCGUCUGUCUUCCUCUCCACGCAGCCGAGGACUGAAGAGACAACUGAUACGGCCGAGAAGAAAACCGAAACGCCGCAGCAACUCAGUGGAUCUCCAGGAGGCUCUUUGCCGGAGUCCUCUGCGUUCGUUCCAGGCAUCCAAGAAAUUUUUCAGCCACCUGCUGCAGAGCGACCUCAGGAGCAGCGCCGCGAAGCAGAGGCGGCUCAGCCCUGCACCGCGAGCACCGCAAUGAGUGCGGCGAGCGCGUUCGGCGAGGCAGUCGGAUGUCCAGAGGUGUGCAGCGCGUCUCUCGGGUGUCCAGACACCCCAGCCUGUGGCGCAGCGCCAGUGGAGACGAGUGGGGAUGGGAAGGAGCGCCCUUCGGAGGAUGCCGGGGGGGUCAGUGCGUCGCUUCCAGGGGACGCCGUCUCGGCGGAGAGUACGGCAGGCGACAGCGAGAGGAGGCGCGAAGAUGUGCGGACACAAGAAGUCAAGACUUCUGCGUCGAACACUCUGCUGGACGCAGAGGCCGUCGACGCCGAAGUCGCCGCGAGAGCCGCAGAGGCUGUGGACAUCGCCGUGGCGGUUGGUGCCGUGGAUUUGAGGAGCGGCGGGCGUUCCUCGGCGGUCGCUGCGGUGAACUCUAUUUUCGCUGGCUCUGCUGCAGGUGUCGUUCUAGGGUCCCAGCAGGCACAGAACGGGCUCCAGAAGAGCCUCGCGCUGUCUCCGGCAGGGGCGGCGCUGAAGGAGAAGAGUGGCGGCGCGCGAAAGAAGGCGGGUGUCUGUACACCGAACGACGUGUGGAAGGACCGGCUGAAGUUGUUGGAGGGGUUUCUCGACGUCGAGAGCAUUUUGCUGCUCAAGCAGUGUGCGCGCGUCUUCUACAGACACAAAUACAAGCCUCACGACGGUGUUUUGCGUUUCCAUAACUUCCGCGGUUUCGACCCAAAGGUCGUGAUGGAGACGAUUCUCCCACUGGCGACGCGGUCGAUCCACCCCGCGAUCCGCGAGCGCGGACUCACCCUGGACUUCAGCCACUGCACGCUGAUAAAGGACGCGAGUGUGGCGCGGCUCAUGGACGCGGUUCACGGCGAGAAGGAGGAGAAUCAGAUUCUGGGGAACCUCAAGGCGCUUUGUCUGGACUUCUGUUCAGAAAUCACCGACAAGGGUCUCUCCGCCAUGCUCACCACGUACCUCCCGCAUCUCGAACAUGUCUCUGUGCGCUGCGCGCGCAGCACUGAGUUGACGUUUGUGAGUGUGAUGAAGCAUCUGAGUGCAGAGCGGUGGCCCAAGUUGAUCUACUUCGAUGCGAGCUUCACAAACAUCUGGCUGGAGGCCGCAACCGCGAUUGCAGACCAACUGUUCAUGAACGCUGCACGCCUUACCGCGCUGCACCGCGACGAGGAAGAGCGCCGCCGCCGCGAGGAACUGGAAGCCGGCCCGGGUGCGCGGACGCCUGAGCUCGGCGCGCCGGGCGUUGAGGCGGACGGCGGACUGCGACUUGCAGAGCAUGCCGUCGCCGCUGAGCAAGGCUUCUCGGAGCAGCGCGAGGGCGGAGAUGCCGACAUGGUCGUCGACGGAGGGGGUGUGGAAGCGAACGACGCGAGUGUUUCCAGGCUCUCUUCUCUCCACGCUGCGGAGACAACGAACAAUACGGCGCCGGCCUCGCCGCUCGAGGCAGACAUGCGGGACCAGUCAGAGCCCGUGGAGGCGUGGACGAACGAGGAAGAAGCACGGGCGCGAGACGAGAAGCCCAGAGGCUCAGGUUUCUUCGUCACUCCUUCUCUGGAAAUCAUCGGAUCUGUCGCCUCAAAGUCCUUGCUUCUCAAAGUCGGUAUGGAAGCUCACUACUGCGCGUUCUGCCAAGCAGUGAAAACCGGAGACUGGGAAACCGUUUCUCUUGUCACCAAGCGCCUGCAGAAAGAGCUGAGUGAGCUUGCGGCGUCGGCUCCUUUCAAAAGCAGUCGACUCAUCCUUCUGCAACAGUUUCGCGGAAGCGAACUUCUGGUCAACGCCCCGGUGACGGUGGAGACAAGCGAGGAGGGCGGCGUCAACGUUCUCACUCUCCCCAUCUCGAUUGCCAUUCAGCGCGGAGACACAGAGACUCUCGGCGUGCUGUUGAAGCGAGGCGCGAAGAUCGAGGUCUGCGACUACUUGGGCAAGUCGCCGUUGUACCGCGCAUGCGAAGUGGGUCGGCGGGACAUGGUGGAGACGCUGUUGGUGGACUACGGGGCGUCUCCAGAGGCGCCAGACGUUCGGAGCGAGUUGUUUCCCCUGCACACUGCCGUGAAGAAGAAGGACGUCGAAAUCGUUCAACUGCUGCUCAAGCGCGGCGCUGCGCUGGACGUCAAAUGUCCGGCUGUGAAGUCCUACAAGAGCGCGCUCUUCGUGGCGUGCGAAGUCAACGCACCGGAAAUCAUCCAACUCUGUCUCGAGGCCCGCGCAGACCCAAACUGGAAGGGACACAACUCGUACACCCCAACUCUGUUGGCGUAUCAGCUGAAUAGCGCCUGGCUGCCACACUUCCUUGACGCCGGGGCAGGAAUUCCAAAGAGUCGCCGCUGGGUGUUGACGGAAGUUCUUUCGUGCGCAAUCGCGAAAAACGACCUCGUCUCUGUCGAACUGCUCGUUCGCAAAUUCCCUGAUUUGUUGUCAAGAAACCACCAGCUUUGGAGUCGACCUCUCAUCCAGGCAGCGAAACAGGGAAAAGCAGAUAUCAUUUCUGCACUCUUGGCAGCAGGUAGCGCCGUGGAUGCGAAAAAGGAGGAUGGACAAACGGCUCUGCUGGCUGCAGCUGAAGAAGACUUCGUCGUCUGUGUCCAGCUGCUUCUCGAUGCCGGCGCAGACAUAAACGGAACGAACAACGCAGGCCUGACGGCACUGCAUUUGGCAUGCACGGAAAACCGAACAGAAGUGGUGAAACUCCUGCUGAAUCGAGGCUGCGACGUGAACAUCGGAGACAAGGCGAACGGCGAAGUGCCUCUGAUGAUGUGCAUUCGCAUGCGCAACGAAAAAAUGGCUCUGCAGAUUCUCGAACUGGGGAAGAACCUGGAUCUCGAAAAGAGGGAUCAUCAAGGGAGCACGGCGCUGCUGUAUGCAAUGUUCUUCGGCCAGUAUCUUGUUGCCGGCAGGCUUAUGGAUCGAGGCGCAGACGUAACAGUCAGCGACCAAGCAGGCAACAGUGCCUAUGGAAUUGUUAACGAACGGUUGAUGACACAAGGCGCAGACAAGCGCGUGUUGCGGAAGUUUCUCCGAUUGUACAAGAACGCGCGAGAAGGGAAGCGUCCGCGUGCAGCGGCGGGUUUGGCGGUCGACGCGCAUCCAGCCGAGGAUUCUUCUGCCAGCGGAGGCGACAGCGGCCCAGAUGCAACGCAUGCGGUUCGUUCUUCUCGUCGCGACACAACCUCGACUCGGAGUAGUCGAAGAACGCUGUCAAUCGUGGGAUCGAGCGUGAGCACGAUGGGGUCGACGGUGUCUGCGGCGAUCCUCAACUCGGGUGUACGUACACCGCCGGGAGAGGCGCACAUGCAGCGGAGCAGCUCAGGCCCUGGAGCCCAGGAGAGUUCGGGGAAACGUCGCGGCGGCGGUCGGCACCGCAAAGACGGCCAGGACAUGGACGUAGACGAAGAAGGUGGACAGCCAGGGGCGACUGCGCGAUGCAAAAGCAGCGGCGCAGGUGGCAAGAAACUGAAACUCGAGCCGAAGAGCGUGUUGAACGUCGCUCGGCUGCCGAUCGCUCUCUUCCGCGCGGCGAAAGCCAAAUAGACUUUCUGGAAGAGGGAGAAUGAAGUGGGGAGACGGCGCGAGGGGCAGAAAAGGGAGGACGAGGUGAGAAAGACUUGAGGCCCUGAGAUGUUCAGGAAGGAAAGUGGUUUUUCGGAGUAUGUAUGCACUGUAGCCACAGCUCGAAAGGCGUCCAAAAGUGAAAACGAGGUAGUGAGAAGCCGUUCCUUCAGCCCAGAGGCAGGGGUACUUUUUCUCUUAUCAAAUCUCUUCGCCAGCAGAGGAAACCGUCGUCGCGAAAGAACAGAAACGGUGAGGGAAAAGCGGCGGUGGAUUCCGAACCUGCGAGUGGGGUCGGAGAGAAAGGAAAAAAGUGAACAGAGAGGGGGGAAACAGUGACUUUCUCUGGGCGACUUGUCGUGUAUAUUAGACUCAAGAUCUCGUGAACAACUGAAGCGUUGUUCGCGAAAACCAAGAGAAGAAAGUGAAAACACGGCCGGUUUCGCGUGUACGUACAUCCGGCGGGGUGGCUGUCAGGAAGACAUUUCGGGAUAGAGGCGGGAAGAC